This is a messenger RNA of Jaculus jaculus (lesser Egyptian jerboa), 4724 nucleotides long. It is a transcript of the gene Vav3, whose product is annotated as vav guanine nucleotide exchange factor 3. Gene Ontology annotation, molecular function: protein binding; guanyl-nucleotide exchange factor activity. The transcript has 27 exons. The record is from RefSeq and is a predicted model, not a curated record. Gene Ontology annotation, cellular component: cytoplasm; plasma membrane. Gene Ontology annotation, biological process: cell migration; regulation of GTPase activity; intracellular signal transduction. NCBI's taxonomy places the organism in Eukaryota, Metazoa, Chordata, Mammalia, Rodentia, Dipodidae. The coding region runs from base 110 to 2653 and encodes 847 amino acids.
CUGACUCCCUCGAACCGGGUCAGCGGAGGAAGCCGGGCGGCCGCCGCAUCAUCAUCAUCAGCAGCACCUCCUCCUCCCGGACGGACCCGCGUUCCCAGCCCUCGGGGACAUGGAGCCGUGGAAGCAGUGCGCGCAGUGGCUCAUCCACUGCAAGGUGCUGCCCGCCAACCACCGGGUGACCUGGGACUCGGCGCAGGUGUUCGAUCUGGCGCAGACCCUCCGCGACGGGGUGCUGCUCUGCCAGCUCCUGCACAACCUCCGGGCGCAGUCCAUCAACCUGAAGGAAAUCAACCUGAGGCCUCAGAUGUCCCAGUUUCUUUGCUUGAAGAACAUCCGGACAUUUCUGGCAGCCUGUUGUGAGACAUUUGGAAUGAGAAAAAGUGAACUCUUUGAGGCAUUUGACCUGUUUGAUGUUCGUGACUUUGGGAAGGUUAUAGAGACCUUAUCUCGACUUUCCCGCACACCUAUAGCGUUGGCCACAGGAAUCAGGCCCUUCCCGACAGAGGAAAGUGUCAACGAUGAAGACAUCUACAAAGGACUUCCUGACUUAAUAGACGAGGCGCGCGCGGGCGACGACGAGGACCUCUACGACCGCGUCUACGCCGAGGACGAGGGCGGCGAGGUCUACGCGGACCUGAUGAAGGCGGAGGACGCGCAGCAGCCGAAAUCUCUAGAAAACGAUAUACGGACUUGUUGCUUAGCGGAAAUCAAGCAGACAGAAGAAAAGUACACGGAAACUUUGGAGUCCAUAGAAAAGUAUUUCAUGGCGCCAUUAAAAAGAUUUCUGACACCAACAGAAUUUGAUUCAGUAUUCAUCAACAUUCCUGAACUUGUAAAAGUUCAUCGGAGCUUAAUGCAAGAAAUUCAUGAUUCCAUUGUAAAUAAAAAUGACCAGAACUUGUAUCAAGUUUUCAUUAACUACAAGGAAAGAUUGGUUAUUUAUGGGCAGUACUGCAGUGGAGUGGAGUCGGCCAUCUCUAACUUAGACUAUAUUUCUAAGACAAAAGAAGAUGUUAAGCUGAAAUUAGAGGAAUGUUCGAAAAGAGCAAAUAAUGGGAAAUUUACUCUCCGGGAUUUGCUUGUGGUUCCCAUGCAGCGCGUGUUGAAAUAUCACCUCCUACUCCAGGAACUGGUUAAGCAUACCCCUGAUCCUACUGAGAAGGCAAACUUGAAACUGGCUCUUGACGCAAUGAAGGACUUGGCACAAUAUGUGAACGAAGUGAAAAGAGAUAAUGAGACCCUUCGUGAAAUUAAACAGUUUCAGCUAUCUAUAGAAAAUUUGAACCAACCAGUUUUGCUCUUUGGACGACCUCAGGGAGAUGGUGAAAUUCGGAUAACCACUCUAGACAAACACGCCAAACAAGAAAGGCACAUCUUUUUAUUCGACUUGGCAGUGAUCGUGUGCAAAAGGAAAGGCGACAACUAUGAGAUGAAGGACGUCAUCGACCUCCAGCAGUACAAGAUAGCCAACAACCCGACCACCGACAAAGAAAGCAAAAAGUGGUCUUAUGGCUUCUAUCUCAUCCACAUCCAAGGACAGAAUGGGUUAGAAUUUUACUGCAAAACAAAAGAUUUAAAGAAAAAAUGGCUGGAACAAUUUGAAAUGGCUCUAUCCAACAUCAGGCCAGACUACGCAGACUCCAACUGCCACGACUUCAGGAUGCACACGUUCACGCGCGUGACGUCCUGCCGGGUCUGCCAGAUGCUCCUCAGGGGAACAUUUUAUCAAGGCUAUUUAUGUUUUAAAUGUGGAGCCAAAGCACACAAAGAAUGUUUGGGACGAGUAGACAACUGUGGCAGAGCUAAUUCUGGUGAACAAGGGCCGUUCAAACCAGCAGAGAAACGGACCAAUGGACUCCGAAGAGUUCCCAAACCAGUGGAUCCAGGUUUGCCGAAGAUGCAGGUCAUCAGGAACUACACUGGAACCCCACCCCCGGCUCUUCACGACGGACCCCCAUUGCAUAUCCAGGCUGGCGAUACAGUUGAACUUCUAAGAGGAGAUGCACACAGUGUGUUUUGGCAGGGUCGCAAUUUAGCUUCAGGAGAAGUUGGAUUUUUUCCAAGUGAUGCUGUCAAACCUUCCCCAUGUGUACCCAAACCAGUAGAUUAUUCUUGCCAACCCUGGUAUGCUGGGGCAAUGGAGAGACUGCAGGCAGAGACUGAACUUAUUAACAGGGUAAAUAGUACUUACCUUGUGAGGCACAGGACCAAAGAGUCAGGAGAGUACGCAAUUAGCAUCAAGUACAAUAAUGAAGCAAAGCACAUCAAGAUUUUAACAAGAGAUGGCUUUUUCCACAUUGCCGAAAAUAGAAAAUUUAAAAGUUUGAUGGAGCUCGUGGAGUACUACAAACACCAUUCAUUGAAAGAAGGGUUCCGAACUUUAGACACGACCCUACAGUUUCCAUACAAGGAGCCUGAGCAUCCAGCCGGACAGAGGGGCAAUCGGGCAGGCAGCAGCUUGUUAAGUCCCAAAGUGCUGGGCAUCGCCAUCGCUCGGUACGACUUCUGUGCCAGGGACAUGAGAGAGCUGUCUUUGCUGAAAGGGGACGUGGUGAAGAUUUACACCAAGAUGAGUGCAAAUGGCUGGUGGAGAGGAGAAGUCAACGGCAGGGUGGGCUGGUUUCCAUCCACGUACGUGGAAGAGGAUGAGUGAAUUCCCAUCCGGCGUGGCGUGGCACACGGAAAUCUCAGAGAAGGGAUCCCUGGAAGCACACGCAGCGUUCUGAGUUAACUGAGGUGUUUAGAAAGCUCCACUUCUGCAUGGCCAACAUCCUCCCUCUGUUUCUCCUCCUGAGUCUUAAUGCUUGGAUUUCUAAAGAUGCCGGUGCUGACAGAUUAAUGGUGGUGCAAGAAACAGCCUGCCAGUCUGUCAUUGUCAGGGACCAGGGCAAAGCCGAAAGCUCUUCUUGCCAGAAGAGCCCUGCACACACGUUGGCUCAGGUCUCUACGCCACCGAAACAGACGCCAUAAAUGUCAGCCACUGGUAGAUGCUUCAUGCUUACUUAGUUGGUCCUCACAUGCUGUUCCCCACAACUUCUGAUGGUACAAAGAAAGGAAACAGAAGUUGAGUUUUGCUUUCCUCAGCACGAAGAGAGAUUCGAGUUCUGCCAUCUGGAAGGGAUCCAGCGUUUCUUGUCUUAAAUUGCUCAACAGGUGACUCAUUGCCUGGCAACACUUUCAUCCCCAGAUGUUGCUCAUGAUAAAAUACAAGAGGCAAAUGCUCAGGUUUGCAUCCUACGUGAUAGACUAUGGAAGGGUUUCAAUUAUUCAUUUGAUGUCCCGAUUAUAUUUGCACUCUUUUUUAUCAAAAGGUAAAAGGAAAGUACAGGAAAGCGUGUCUUCAUAUUAAGUCUUCCCAAGCAUCAUGAGUUCAUAGAGUUAUUCCGGAACUGCAGUACUUGACUUGGCAUCGUUGUCUUAGCUGGGCAUAUCAGGCUUCCUUGCCAGUAACCUGAGUUAAGAUGGUGUUGUUUACAGAAGUAGAUCAAGGGCUAUAGUCUCCAAUAAGUCAUUUCACAGCAGCAAUAUCAAUUAACAUGUCUUUCCCUCUUCCUCCCUUAGAAAGACCCCAGGGCACUUUUGCUGAUCCUCACAUUUUCUUGGACUAUCUAUUGUAGCACAAACACAACGCUUUGUUGGGGAUUUGGGAAGGAAAGCACAUGGAGCCAUGUGUGCAUUUCUGCCACAGAGGAGGGUUCUGUGGAUUUCAGUGGGCUUCUGGCUUCUCUCAGCCUUUCCUUCUGCAGGAGAUGCUGGGUGUACCUUAACCCAUGGGAAGAUGUCUUUUACAGUGUUAGUCCAUUCACAGACCUUCACUUGGUUCUAUGAGGAGUCUGCAUGUCUUCUUCCUGGGGUGCAUGAAUUCCUCCAUCCGGGCAGUGAAGACAAGACACUAACUUGGCCCUGCCAUGAACUCUCAUCCUCCAGAGAGUGUUUUGUGUUUGGGAGAAGAAAACAAUUAGAAGCACUCACAUCACAGGCCUGAACUAGGAGCAUCCAGUUCUGAAAUGAAGGAGCUGUGACCUCCCCUCUUCUCAGUGGACACAUCCCCCAGUUAGAGACCCCAAGGGGUUACAGCUUCUCAUCUAGAUAGACUCAAGACCUUUACCUCAGAAUUAUGUAAACUGUGAUUGUGUUUUAGAACCAUUAUCAUUUGCUAAAACCAUUUAGUUUUUGUAUAUGUGUAAAUGGUCAUGAAAACGUAUUUUAUAACAUGUUCUGUACAGUAAGCUUGCAUCGGCAAGGUGUACUCUUGGAGCGGAUCUGUUUCCAUAAAGUCUUAUUUGCGAUCCUGUCUUGGGAAUGUUUUGUCUGUUACUGUCAGCCAAAUGUUGCUAUGGAGAGCGCAACUUCCCACACAUUGAAACGUUCCUGUGUACAGUAUCGGAGCACGCGUCGUUUACUUCAAUAAAUACCCUUCCCCGCCGUACAAGUGGUGUGUGGUCUUCCUGUUGCAUUUCACUGGUCUGAGGGUUUUGUAGCAGAGGAUAUUAGAACCCUUUUUCAUGACAUUACCAGUUGCAUCUUUGUCUACACUCGAUAAUUUGUAUUGAAAAUUUUAAAUGCUGCAGAUCUGUGUAGAUUUCUAAUACCAAAGACUGAAGUAAAAUGUUCCUUGUGUGUCUCAGCUAUCGGCAGCCCCUGUGUCAUAUGAUGAAUUAGAGUGGUAUUUUCCAUUGUAAUAUUUUGUAAAUAUGUCAAUAAAUAGUUGCUACUUACAUUAA